Penaeus monodon (black tiger shrimp) is the source of this 1846-nucleotide messenger RNA. It is a transcript of the gene wuho, whose product is annotated as tRNA (guanine-N(7)-)-methyltransferase non-catalytic subunit WDR4-like. Gene Ontology annotation, cellular component: nucleus; tRNA methyltransferase complex; cytosol. Lineage: Eukaryota; Metazoa; Arthropoda; Malacostraca; Decapoda; Penaeidae. Gene Ontology annotation, molecular function: tRNA (guanine(46)-N7)-methyltransferase activity; protein binding. The record is from RefSeq and is a predicted model, not a curated record. Gene Ontology annotation, biological process: RNA (guanine-N7)-methylation.
CAAGAACCAGGUGGUUUGUGCAAGGAUAUCAGAUGAUGAAAAAUAUCUAGCUGUUGCAUGUGAGCCCAAGACAGUGACUGUGUGGUGCACACAGUCCUGGUCACUGCAGCACACCCACAACCUAGUCAAACGGCCUGUUUCUGUGGACAUCUCCAUAGACUCAAAAGUGAUCUUGGUUGCAGACAAAACAGGUGAUGUGUAUCAUUUCCCAUUAAAGGGAGGUGAACUGGAGGUGACUUCUGUUUGUCAUGACAAGCAGGAAAUGUCUCCCGAGUCUGAAAGUCAAGGAAAUGGUGAAGAGAAAAGCAAUGUGCCAGCUCUGUUGGGACAUCUUUCUAUGCUGCUUGACGUGGUAAUUUCACAGGACAGUAGAUUCGUUAUUACGUGUGACAGAGAUGAGAAGAUAAGGGUGUCACACUAUCCAAAUUCAUAUAACAUUCAAUCAUUUUGCCUUGGACACAGAGAGUUUGUUACGCAAAUUGAUCUUUUGCCAAACCAUAGUAAUCUGUUGCUGUCCUGCUCUGGGGAUGGGACAUUAAGACUGUGGGAGUAUGAAAAAGGCCUGUGUGUGGCAGUAAUAGACACUCGGGAACACACAUCCCCCAUCCUUCACCAUUUCACUAAGUACAGUGAGGAGAGAAUCAAGCAGUCGGCUGAGGCCACGCGAUAUCUCCCAGAUUAUCCUCCCCUUAGAUGUUUUGCUCUUUACCCUUGUGCGGAGGACGAGUAUCUAGUUGCUACCGUGUUAGACAAGAUUCCAUCAGUUUUGUUAUACAAGAUAAUGGACAGAAAAUUUAACUACCUCUCAACGACCUCCCUAGAGGGCUUGCCAUUGGCCCUCUCGUGGCUCAAUUCGGAAACACUUUUGGUGCAGGAGGAAUCAGAGGAGCAGCCACUAUCUGUGUACCACUGUGAGGCGGACAGGCUCAGCCGAUUGAAGGAGCACUCUCUCAUUUCCCUUGGGGUGAACCACAAACACCUCUUCUCUGAAGGAGGCCCGGGCGGCGUGAACAUGGACAUCCUGUACAAGCAGCGGUACGACAACGUGGCCGAAUACCUCAAGAAGAAGGAGGAGAGGAUUGCCCUGGCGAAGGCCGUGGAGGCGGGGCUGGUCCCUCAGCCGCCUAAGAAGGGCAGGUGGGAAUAACGUCUUAUUUUGCGAUGUGUAUGUGAUCGAGUGAUUUCAGGGGAACGUAGUUCAGAGUGAAAAUGAAUCGGAAGAAAUGAAAUGUAAAAUGGAAAUAGUCAUGGAGACAGAGGCAGUGUUGGAAUAAGAGAAGAGCAAAAAAGAAUGAUCUGGAAUAAAGGAAGAGGAAGUGAAGGCGCGCGUGUUCAGAUUAAAUCUAUCCCAUGAUUGUACUGUAUGCACGGUAACAUAUCGCCAACAAAACAUUCAAUAAACACAUUUUCGGAUAAUUGCCGUGAGAAAAACAACUGUCCAAUGCGCAUUCCCUCAGAUGUCAGUAGUUGUAUGCAACGAAGACAAGAAAGGAAAGACGGCAACAACAUGGCAUACAUCAGCAAAUAUGAACCUUCGAAUUGCAUGGAAAUUCAUAAUAAAAUCGGAAUGCACAUGCUGUAGAGGAUUCAUUAUUUCUCUAAUUACUCUUACGUAAUCGUUAUACUUAUGCUCUUUUCUUAUUGGGUUGUAUGUGUUUUUUUUUAAUGAAAACGUGAAUGUAUGUUAUGGAGGAGGUUAUAACAGUAAUAUCAUAUGUAUGUUGACAUUGUUCUUAAAAGAUUAUCAUGCAAGGAUUAGUUAAUUCAGCACCACAAAGCCGGUGGUAUAUGUUCUACCACGCAAUAUAUCUGUAUGUGAUGAUUUUAAUAUAUAUGAAUAAGAUCC